Molecule: messenger RNA, 3539 nt
Organism: Apis cerana (Asiatic honeybee)
Lineage: Eukaryota; Metazoa; Arthropoda; Insecta; Hymenoptera; Apidae
Product: prolyl 3-hydroxylase 2
Biological process (GO): collagen metabolic process; collagen fibril organization
Cellular component (GO): endoplasmic reticulum
Molecular function (GO): iron ion binding; collagen binding; oxidoreductase activity, acting on paired donors, with incorporation or reduction of molecular oxygen
Source: RefSeq, a predicted model, not a curated record
GAUCAAAACUCUUUAUGAUACAUUAUUAUUUAGAAAUUGAAAGAAAAGAUUAGAUUCUGCAGCGCAUCAUUGAAAAUAUUAAUGAAUGAAGCUAUUUAUUUCUAAAAAUAUAUUGAUCAUACUAAAUCCAUUACAAUUUCAUCUUUUCUGUUUUUUUUAAUGAAAAAUUAAAAUUUUAUAAAAUUCAAAAAUUUUUUAUAAAGCUAAGAAUCUAAAUUUUCUAUUAAUUAAAAUAAAUUUGAAAAUUUUAUUCUUUUCUUUUAUAUUUCUAAAAAAAUAUAUCGAUCUUUAAUGGGUCGAGGAUCCAUGAUUAUGAUACAGCACUGUAGCCACAUUUGGUGACUGGUGAAGGAGCAAUUGGAGAGAGGGGGGGAUAGGUGAUUACGUACGCCAUACGUCUCAUGUGUGGAUCAACAUCUCUCAGAGUUACAGCUACAGUUCUCCUUGAAGAUCUUCAGUAUGAAUCGAGACGGUUGAAUAGUACAAUGAUGCUUAUCGUACUCUUGUUCUUCUGUGGCACGAUCAUUGCCAGUAAUGAUACUCUAUACAACAUAAUCCCAAGUGACGAGCGCAUAGAUUUAAAAGAGCAGAGUAAAGAGGAUAGAUAUCCACAGAAUAGAACUCUGAAUGAGCUCUUCAUGGAUGCUGUUCAUGCUUAUCUCGAGGAAGACUGGGACUACUGUAUUGAAAACUUCAACGCAGUUUCUCAUGGAUAUAAAGUUUAUAAGCGAAUGAUAAUAAACUGUAGGAAAAAAUGCCGUAUAUAUGCUGCCGGUACGGCACCAAUUUUCCCAGAAAACAUUGAAGAUUUGCAUUUUUAUGAAAAAAAAGUGAGAGAGACACUCUGUCUUUUAACGUGCAAUCAGGAAUAUCGUGAAAUCGCCGGUUCAAAGGCGCUCAAAAUGUUGUCACGUGAUAUUGAACAAAAAUUAGUGGAACGUCGUGUUUAUGAAUACUUGCAUAAUUGUUAUUAUCAGAAAAAUCGAUAUCAAGAUGCUGCCAAUGCGUUGUUUACUUUCUUAGUUGUUCAUCCAGAUAACGAGAUAAACAUGAACAUUUUUAAACGUUAUUUAACACUACCAGGGGUGCAGACAGAAAAUGUAGUAAAUUUAGAAACACCAUUUUAUGUCAAUAUUUACUUUAAAGGAGUCUCAGCUUAUGAGAACGAAGAUUACGCAAAAGCUAUCAGUUUGUUCGAAACAUCGUUACAAUUGUACUUAGAAGAAGAAGAAGAAUGCAGAUUUUAUUGCGAAGGUCCUUUUGAUCAAGGCUGGCAUCCGGAAUUUACUUCCUCAAUCGCUAAUCAUUUUGCGUAUUGUUUGAAAUGCAAACGAGCUUGUUCACGUAUGUUAAACAAUGUAAAUGGCGAUUACCGCAGAGACAUGCUCAGGAGUCACUAUGAUUAUUUACAAUUCUCUUAUUAUAAAUUGGGAAAAUUGAAGGCAGCUUGCGCCGCAGUAGAAAGUUUUUUACUUUUCGAUCCUGUAGACACAAGAAUGCUAGAAAACAGAAAAUACUAUAGUAUUCAGCCAAAAGUAAAGGAAGAUUAUUUUUCUCCUAGACAGGAAAUCAUUAUUUACCUAAAAAGACAAGAAUAUGAAUUAAGUGUCUUGCAUUAUAUUUCUAACGAAUUUUUAACUAUAGAUAAAAAAUUCAAAAAAAAUAAAAAAAAGAAGAAGCAGGAAAAAGAAAUAAACAAUACUAAAGCAAAAAAAUUAAAAAAGAAAUCAGAUGUUGAAGUAGUACGACACCCAUCACCAGGCCAUUCGUUUUCUUACACGAAAUUGUUGAAUAAUCUUUCUAUGAAACGAAUUAAGGAUCACGAAAUAUUCAAUAUUCAAAAGCAACGUAGAAUUAAAAAUGAUAUUAAUACAAUAGCAAAAGAGCAAGAUCUUGGUGGAAUAAAUCGCUAUGUAACUGAUGGCUUUCUUAAUUCUAUCGAAUGUGAAUCUUUAAUGCAAUUUGCCUCUAUAACCACUAUAGAAGGAGAUGGUUAUACUGAAAAUAAAAGUCCACAUUCAAAAUACGAAAAAUUUGAAGGAAUAACUAUAGGAAGAGUUGCCUUGAUGGUUUAUAUCGGGAAAAUAGAACCAGAAUGGUUAGAAUUACUUUUAGAAAAGACCGAACAAGUCCGGGACAAUGUGGAUAGGUAUUUCGGACUAGAUCGACACCUAUAUUUCACCUACACUCAUUUGGUCUGCCGUACGGCUCUACCUGACUCGCCAAUAGAUCGAGAUGACUUGAGUCAUCAAGUUCACGCCGACAAUUGUCUUUUGAAUAGUAAUGAUACUUGUCUUCGUGAAAGUCCAGCUUAUAUUUGGAGAGAUUAUUCUGCAAUUUUAUAUCUAAAUGAUGAUUUCCAAGGUGGAGAAUUUUUUUUUGCUAAAGAUCGCACUAUUCGUGCAAUGGAUAACAUAGUUUCGCCACGUUGUGGACGAAUGGUGGCAUUUUCUGCCGGUGAAGAGAAUCUUCAUGGGGUUCGUGCCAUUUCACGAGGUAAAAGAUGUGCUUUGGCAUUAUGGUUCACUCAAAAUAAGAUAUACUUGGAAUAUGAAAGGAUAUUAGCUUUGGCAAUUUUAAAAAGAGUUAAACAAAUUGGUCCUUUUAAAGAAAAAAACAUUCAAAUACCUCUAAAAUAUGAAGAUAUACUCGUUAAAUAUGUUCAUAAUGAUGAAUUAUUAAAAUAUUUUUUAAAAAAUUUUCGAUAAAAGAAGUACAGUUAAAUAGUUGGAUGGUAGCUACAAUAUUUUAUUAUAAUUUUUAGAAGUUUUUUUAUGAAAAAAUAACAAUUUAAAGAAUAAUAUAUUUUUAUGCCUGAUAUUUAAAUUAGGGACCUGAAAAAAUGUAUUGUUAAUAAUUAAUGCAUUCGUUAUCACUGUAAAAAAAUAUUUUGAUUAUAUUAAUUUUACACAAUAUUAAAAAAAUGAAAAAAAAUUAAGAAUAUAAUGAGUAAAUAUAAUCAUGCAUAAUUAUCUGAAUACAAAAAAUUUGUUAUAAAUAUUAAUAAAUAGUAUUCAAUAUAAAAGAAUUGAGAUAUGAUAUCAUAUACAGAAAGUUAAUAUAUUUAUGGGAUAUUUUUGGACAUCGUUUAUUUUAAAGAUAAAAUAAACAUAAUUAUUCAUUAAAUUAUAAGUAAUUUACAUUUAUGUUAGAUGAAACUGAACACAGAUGAAAUGUAUCGAAGAUAAAGUCGUCUUUAUUUUAUAUUUCUGAAUACUAACUUUUAUGUUUAUUUUGAUUUCUAAAAUCGAUCUUUCAUAAAUAUCCCAUUAUAUAUUAAUUGUAUAUGUAUAUAUGAUGUGUGGUAGCGAAGGUAUUAAUAAACAUGAUAAUGAACAUUGAUAAAUAUACAUAUAUCGAACUGUAAAUUCAAUUUUUCUGUACUUAUAACAGACAUCGCAUUAUUAUAAUUAUUUAUCUUAUAUAAAUUAUAAACAAUUAAUUUUUGUAAAAUUAACUGCUUCAAACAAGUAUGUUUGCUUAUAUAAAUUUACUGUAGAUUAUUUUUAUAUUAUAUAUAUUAUAUAAAAUAUAUAAAA